AUGUCGUUUGAAACACAGUUUCAGCAAUCGGACUUCUCCCAGCUUCAGCAGGCGCAGGAAGACCAAUUUAGGGUUCCACUCAAUGCGGGUAUAGAGCCUUCAUUCAGGGCGGACCAGUGCGCAGCAGGUCGCGGCGACGCCGCCUCAUUCUUACCGCCGAGUGCGGCGGACCUGUCGCAGCUGCCUGGGUGCGCCAUGGACUUCGCGGCGUUGCCAGGCGAGCCCGCGUGGCCGCUUGGGGCUCGCGAUGGGCUCUGGUUCCCCGAAGCUUCACAGCUAGUCGCUCCGCCCGUCGACGCUGCUGCGACGAAUGAGUUUGGCGGGGCCGCUGGUGGCGGCGCUGUGAGCAUGGACGGCGGCGACGUGGCGUCGUCGGGGGUGUCGCGGGACUUGCUGCUGCAGCUGCUGUCGGCGGGUCUCGACAUGCCCUCGCUGCAGGCCAUGCUCGCCGCGCUCGACGCCCCCACCACCGCCACCGCCACCACCACCCCGCUCGCCAUGUCGUCACCACUCGAGUCGCAGCCGCCGCUGCCGCCCCAGGUGGGUGCGGACAACACGGCGCAGCUGUUCGCAGCAGGCGCGGCUGCGGCGGCGGAGCACACGGUGAGUGGACUCAACGGCUCUGCGCCGCCGGCAAGCGGCCGCGCCACCCUGAGCCAGAGCCACAGCCUGGACGGUCGGUCUGCGCUUCCGCCCGUGUCGCCGCAAGUCAACGCGCGAUCUCGACCGCAGCUCACGGCGGGCGAGCGCCCCGUGCCGGUGCUUGGGUCCGCCGCGCACGGCGCGCAGUCGAGCCUGCGCUCCCGGCGGGGCCUGCCCGAUCUCUCCAGCUCGCUGGCCAACGCGCGCCCUUCCCCCGUCUCCCGCCUCGCCGCUGCCACCGGCGGCAAUCCCCCCUCCAACUCGGGCAAGCGCGAGGCGGAGGCCGGCAUGUCGGGCGGCGCAGCGCGGUGGCCGCUGUCCCCCGCGCUCAAGAGUCCGCGAUCCGACGGAUACCGCAGCCCCGGCGGCAGCCGCGUUCUGUCCGCCAUAGCCGCCAGCCCCACGGGGCUCGCGAGCGACAUGGCGCAGCUGCGCGUGCGCUCGCUGCCCACCACUCCGCUUGGCGGGGCUGCGCCCUUGCCGCUGGGGUCGGCGCGCGGCGGAGUGGGAGGGGGGGUGCGAUCUGCGGAGUCGGGAGGCAGAGGGUCGCACUCGAGAGGGUCGAGCGGCGAGCAGGGCUACGAGGUGGCGUCGGCGGGCGGGCAGGACGGCGCAGCGCGGGACGGCCAGGAGGGCGGCAUGGAAUUGGGCGCAGCGCAGAUGGAGGAGGGCGGCGGGGCGGCAACAGGGAUGGGCGAUGGCGUGGAGGGCGGUGGAGGGGGAGACGAGCUGUACAGCGGCGAUGGGUUUGGGCUGGACGAGGGGGGGGAGGAGGAGGCGGAGGGGGAGGGCGGUAAGGGGGCGGGCGGAGGCAAGGGGCGGGGCAGACACUCAACGAAGCCGCGCAGCGUGGCGGAGCGCAUGCGGCGCGAGCGCAUCUCAGCGCGGCUGAAGCGGCUGAAGGACGUGAUGCCGCGCACGGACGCGCGCACAGACACGUCCGCCAUGCUGGACGACGCCGUGGUGUACAUCCGCUCGCUGCAGAUGCGCUGUGCCGCCCUCGAAACCCAAAACGCCGUGCUCGCUAAACAGCUCGCCGAUGCCGCUCGCACCCGCGAGCACGUCCCACAAUAG
This is a messenger RNA of Closterium sp. Naga37s-1, 1716 nucleotides long. Lineage: Eukaryota; Viridiplantae; Streptophyta; Zygnematophyceae; Desmidiales; Closteriaceae. The record is from the annotation of a GenBank genome assembly.